AUGGACAACAACACCACAACCACUCUGCUCUUGCAGCUAACAUCUACUCUGGCGCAGGUAGCCGACAAGAAAGAGCCCUACCAGGAGCAGAAGUGGAUCCUGACCAUCAUUGCCUUCGCUGUCAGUGGAGCUGCCGUCAUCGUGACGAUUCUGAGCCACAUCGUAUCCAACCGGUGCUGGAACAUGCUGUCUCCAACUACCAAGUGCCUCUCCCUUGAUGCCGCUCGCGCUCUCAAUUUCGGCAAGUACAUGUACGACCCAGGGCCACGUACUGAUGCCAGUGGAAACGAAAUUCGAGGGACUAGCUACUGGAAGCUGCUUUUGGGAGAGCCAGAACUGAGGAUUCUAAUAUUGGGAGAUGGCUUUUUCAUUGAUCUCUGUGUCUUAGCUUGCCCCCCUGUCCUUAUCGCGGAACCCGUUGAAGCUGGCAGCGAAGAAUGGUGCAAAAUUCCACAGCAUCAACUCAUGACAACUGCCCCCAACAGCCUGCGCUGCUCUGCAUACACUCUCGCCGAGACAAUCAAUCAAGCUAGGCUCUUGAGGUCACAUGACCUGCUUGACGUCAACCCCUUCUGGCUCGAACAAAGGGUUGGUACCCAGUUCCCGCGAGAAGUGUUUGAAAUCAAGUACGAAUUCAUCAAGAUCACCUCCGAUAGAAUCAUAGAUACGGGCACAACUUAUGGGAUACGAAUCCCCUUCGCGGAAUACUGGUGUACCCUCACAACCACGCGCACGAAAUGGUCCACGUUCAAGCAUAGUUCUGGCUCAGAGGGCCUCGUGGCCACCUCUGUCUGGGGGACUAUGCCUCAUGUUCCAUCAACGACUAAAUUUUCUGAUCUCUGGGGUGACACCCCGCAUGGUAUGCCGAUUGUGCGCCGCGAAGAAGCCAACGACUCCGCCACUAGGCUUCUCAACCUCAAAGAACGUUGCAAGUCUGUGAUCGAAUGCUGGGAGGUCCAGGGAGCUAUGGCACAGGGAGGCAAAGGCCAUCUCUCAGCAUCGGACGUAAACGUGUUGCACAUUGCAGAACUCUUCAAGCAAUGGAAAGAGAAGGACAUACCUGAAAUGCCUGAAAAGCAUAGCUUUGAGUACGGCUAUCCAGAACCCGCCGAGCCAUCCGGGGCACUCACCGACCACGCAGCUCAGGUAGAGUGCAAGAUGGGUUUGCUGCUCUCCUCCGUCUUUUCAGACCCCGGUCAGGGCGUUCUGCGCAACAUCCCGAAGCGACUGAGAUAUGGCAUUGACGCCAAGCCGCCAGCGGAGCUCAAGGAAUGGAAACAAGGUGUCGUCGUAGGCUGUUUGGAGCUGAUAUACCGCAUUGAUUCUUUCUGUGACGAUGUCAGGGUCAUUCCUGAUGUUGCAGAGCUCAUCCGUCCAUGGGAGUGGAGAACGGCGUAUAUAGUAUAA
Molecule: messenger RNA, 1407 nt
Organism: Trichosporon asahii var. asahii CBS 2479
Lineage: Eukaryota; Fungi; Basidiomycota; Tremellomycetes; Trichosporonales; Trichosporonaceae
Exons: 5
Coding region: 1-1407 (468 amino acids)
Source: RefSeq, a predicted model, not a curated record